Dromiciops gliroides (monito del monte) is the source of this 981-nucleotide messenger RNA. It is a transcript of the gene SPDYA, whose product is annotated as speedy/RINGO cell cycle regulator family member A. The record is from RefSeq and is a predicted model, not a curated record. Bases 1 to 942 code for a protein of 313 amino acids. NCBI's taxonomy places the organism in Eukaryota, Metazoa, Chordata, Mammalia, Microbiotheria, Microbiotheriidae. Gene Ontology annotation, molecular function: protein kinase binding. The transcript is spliced from 6 exons. Gene Ontology annotation, biological process: positive regulation of cyclin-dependent protein serine/threonine kinase activity.
AUGAGACACAAUCAGAUCUGUUGUGAGACACCGCCAACAGUCACUGUUCAUGUAAAAUCAGGAUCAAGUAGAUCUCAUCAGCCAAAAAAAGCCAUUAAUCUUAAGCGUCCUAUUUUUAAAGAUAGUUGGCAAACAUCUGAAAAAAAUGCACAUAAUAGUAACAAGUCUAAACGUUCCAAAGGACCAUGUCUAGUUAUACAGCGUCAAGAAAUGACUGCUUUCUUUAAAUUAUUUGAUGAUGACUUAAUUCAAGAUUUCUUAUGGAUGGAUUGCUGCUGUAAAAUUGCAGAUAAGUAUCUUCUGGCUAUGACAUUUGUUUACUUCAAGAGGGCUAAGUUUAGUAUAAGUGAGCAUACCAGAAUAAAUUUCUUUAUUGCUCUGUAUCUUGCUAAUACAGUUGAAGAAGAUGAAGAAGAAUCAAAGUAUGAAAUUUUUCCAUGGGCUUUGGGAAAAAACUGGAGGAAAUUGUUUCCUAAUUUCUUAAAGUUAAGGGAUCAACUUUGGGAUAGGAUUGACUAUAGGGCCAUUGUAAGCAGACGGUGCUGUGAGGAGGUUAUGGCUAUUGCUCCAACGCAUUAUAUAUGGCAGCGAGAACGGUCCAUGCAUCACAGUGGGGCUGUUAGAAACUACAACAGAGAUGAAGUUCAGCUGCCCCGAGGACCUAGUGCCACACCAGUAGAUUGUUCACUUUGUGGUAAAAAGGGAAGAUUUGUAGGACUGGGAUUGUCUUCAUCAUCCUCUUCAUCCAGUGGCACAUUAGAAAUGAUGGAGAAAUACUCAUCUCAGGAAUCACACAACUCAUUCUUAGUGGACUUACCACUUGAACCACCUCAAUCUUACUGUUAUUCCCAAGCCACUGAUAACGUAUCAAAAAAGGGAAGGAAAACGAGUUGCAUGAAGCAAGAUAAAUCUAUGGAGUGGUUUACAGGAAAUGAAGAAUGAAAUGGCUCAACUAAAACAACUUGGAAUCAUUAAAUACAA